Molecule: messenger RNA, 309 nt
Organism: Protobothrops mucrosquamatus (brown spotted pit viper)
Lineage: Eukaryota; Metazoa; Chordata; Lepidosauria; Squamata; Viperidae
Product: avidin-like
Exons: 3
Molecular function (GO): biotin binding
Source: RefSeq, a predicted model, not a curated record
UGCUCCCUGAACGGCAGCUGGAAGAAUGACCUCAACUCCACCAUGGAGAGCAAAAGCGUCAGGAACACGGGGGUGUUGAGCGGUGUGUACAAAACGGCAGUCUCGGGCUCCGGCAAGCCCGUCCCUCCAUCCCCGUUGCACGGCAUCCAGCAUCAGGGGCUCCAGCCCACCUUUGGCUUCACCUGUCUGGUGGAUAACAGCGGAAAAGAUUACUUGAAGACAACCUGGCUGUUGCGUGAGAAGGUUGGAUCCGCGGCAAAGGAUUGGGGGGCGACCCGCAUUGCCAAGGACACCUUCUACCGCACCUAG